CUGUGUCCAGACUGGGCCGUCCCACUAGAAAUGUCUUCUGAGUGAACUGCUGAGCCAGUUUAGAUCUUCCUGGGGCCCCGCACACGGCUGACUUCUCUCCAAGUGUCCCUGCUCUGCAAAGCUAAAGUCUUUGAAGAUGAGGGUGUGGAUUGUCUUCCUCCUGUGCCUGGCCGGCCACGCCAUCGCUGCUCCCACUGAGGAGGAGACGGUUCUGGAGGAGCUGGUUACAGAGGAGCCAGUUGUUGAGGAGCCCGAGGUGGGAACCAACCCAGUGCAAGUGGAGGUUGGAGAGUUUGAUGAAGCCAUCGAGGUUGUCGAAGAUGUUGCCGCUGAGAAUCCUUGCGUGAACUACCACUGCAAGAAGGGCAAAGUAUGUGAGGUCGACGAGAGCAACACCCCCAUGUGCGUGUGCCAGGACCCCUCCACCUGCCCCCCUGCCGAAGGAGAGUUCGAGCAUGUCUGUGGCACUGACAACAAGACCUACGACUCCUCCUGCCACUUCUUUGCCACCAAGUGCACUCUGGAGGGAACCAAGAAGGGCCACAAGCUGCACCUUGACUACAUCGGACCCUGCAAAUACAUCGAGGCCUGCCUGGACAACGAGCUGAAGGAGUUCCCCCUCCGUAUGAGGGACUGGCUGAAGAACGUUCUGGUGACUCUGUACGAGCGCGACGAGGACAACAACCUGCUGACCGAGAAGCAGAAGCUCAGGGUGAAGAAGAUCUACGAGAACGAGAAGAGGCUGCAGGCUGGUGAUCACUCUCUGGACCUCCUGGCCCGCGACUUCGAGAAGAACUACAACAUGUUCAUCUUCCCCGUCCACUGGCAGUUCGGCCAGCUCGACCAGCACCCCGUCGAUGGAUACCUGACCCACUCAGAGCUCGCCCCCCUGCGCGCUCCCCUCAUUCCCAUGGAGCACUGCACCACCCGCUUCUUCGAGACGUGUGACUCCGACGGCGACAAAUACAUCGCCCUGGAGGAGUGGGCUUCCUGCUUCGGCAUCAAAGAGCAGGACGUGGACAAAGACCUCAUCAUCUAAGUUCCUCUAACGAGCAUCAACAGUUUAAGAGAAACUUGUAGUCGCUACUAACCGGAAAAGGUGCUGACGAUCCAUAAGUUAAUAAAAAAAAAAAGACAGUUAAGGUGCUAAUUGCAAGUUUUUCUUUUUUGUUACUUUCCUUUUUAUUAAUGACAUUUUCUAGCUAUACCACUAAAAAUCUUCCAAAACUAAAAAGUUCACAGUCUGUACUAACCAUCACAUGUUGGUGAACAUUUGAAUUCUUGCUUUUUUUUGUUUAGUUUUUUUUUUUUUUUUUUUUAAACAAAAACCCAUUAGACCUCAGAUGUAAAUUUGCAUUGACAAUAUUAUAUGGUGUCUGUUCCAUGAUGCGUUCAGGGCUUUUUUUUUAUUAUUUGGGACCAGUUGAGACCAGAAGAAUGAAACUGUAAAGUCAAAAAUAAAGUUUCUAAAUAAAUGCUUCCUACUGCUUGCUUCCUACUAAACCUACUGUUUAAUUUUUGCACUCUUUUGGUGGUGGGCUCCCUUAUUUUUACAUUAAUUUUGUCUUUUUUUAGCAGUUUGACUACUGGUAGCAAGGAUGUUAAUUUUUUUAUUAAUUUACAGAGAAAUCCAUGCCUUUGAAAGCGGUGCAUCUUUGUGCUUAUAUUUUUUAAAAAUUAAAAGGAAAUUAUUUGCUUGAAUGAGGGGGAAACCUCGCAGGCUGAGAGUUUUUCUCAACAUUUUUGUGACACAAAGAGCUCGGUUGAUCUCUUUUCAUGAAUAAAUGUCUAUAAAAACAA
Molecule: messenger RNA, 1800 nt
Organism: Fundulus heteroclitus (mummichog)
Lineage: Eukaryota; Metazoa; Chordata; Actinopteri; Cyprinodontiformes; Fundulidae
Gene: sparc
Product: secreted protein, acidic, cysteine-rich (osteonectin)
Exons: 10
Coding region: 137-1039 (300 amino acids)
Biological process (GO): anatomical structure development
Molecular function (GO): calcium ion binding; extracellular matrix binding; collagen binding
Source: RefSeq, a predicted model, not a curated record